CAGUUCUAUUCCAAUAUGUUUUCAGUUAAUAUGUAAAUGUAGACAACAUGAUAGUACAAGAAACUACGAAAUCUAAAAAAGUGUGACAACGUUGAAUUUCUUGUGUCCUCGAGUUGAACAGCCGGUUAAACGAUUCGUUCCGUUGGCAGAGUGCAUGUUUUGUUGUGCGCCGGCGGGUGGUGAGUAGCACUGAGAAACACGACGACGGAACGCAUGUGACGGUUGAGAACAGUUGAAACUCCAAUCGGUUUUGUCGUUUGUGACUCCUUUUGUCGGUCAUAACGCGAUAGUUUCGUCUCUUUUACGAAUGACCCUGACGUUGAUCUUAAGGUGAUGUAGUAUGAGUCAUCUAAGUGGAAUUCUCGGUAAUACCUGUUGGUUAGUUACCCAUCAGCGAUUAUAGUUACAACGUGAAUAGUGAGGUUAUGUUUACGUUUACAUAGUGAAAAUUCGGUCCUUACAUGUUAUCAUUUCGGUAGUAUUGGGGUGUUUUUAUUGAUUCGAGACAGGUGUUUCAAGUGUAGACGCAAGUGCAUUUUCUUUCUUUGGAUAUUUUGCUUCCUUGUAGAUAGGAGGAAUGUGACUAAUCAUAGUGUGAAUAUGUGGUCGAAACAACAGGAUACGCGUAACACCAAUAAAAAUAUGACAUCAUUUAAAAAUAAGAUAACCAACCGGAAACGGAAAAACUCGAAGACUAGAACUACAGCAACCGAAACCGUUGUCAGUCCCGAGACAGAUUUAGCAUCAAAGUCAAAACAAACCGAAGAGAAGCAAAAGCAGACAAAGUCAGGUAAAAACAGAAAUAGAAAUAGGAACAAAAAAUCAACCGAAAAUACCGAUGAGUUAAAAAGUGGUACGCCGACAAUCAAUCAGCAAAAAUCGAACGAAAAAAACGGUGAUGUCAUUAAAAAUGACCUUGAAAAUGCAGAUGUUGUGCUUCGUAAUCCAACAAACAUCAAAAGAACUAACAGUAAUAAUUCAAUUAAAAGAUACAGCGACAGUAUUGUCAUAGAUAAUGAUAACGGACAAAUAAAGCUUAGAGAAGAAAGUGAUGUAGUCCCGCCCAACUUAACUCGGGCAGUGAGCGGCUUUUUCAUUAUAGACCAGGCAAAAAAAGCCAGAAGACUGAGCGAUCUCUUUCGACCUCACAGUACGAUGAAACUCUCAGUGAGUACUGAAAAUAUAAAUCUCAAAAAUAAUAUGAAAUCAGAUGAAGCUAGUGUUAGAGAAGAAAAGAAAAGUGAAGAACUCGUCCGCCAAAAUAGUGUUAACGUUAAAGGUGACUCUAGUAAACGAGGUGAUAAAAACAGUUCCAAUAAAUUUUCUUCGAAAAACUUAAAUAAGGGCAAUAAUUCGAGUGCUAGCUCAAACUCUUAUCUCAAACGGGUAAGAUCAAAAAUCUACAAAACGAAAUCGGAACAAUCUGUGGAUGAAGUUGAUGCUUCUUCGAAAUCUAGAAAGCUGAAACCUAAGAAAAGCAAUGAAAUAAGUAGUAGUAGAAUACCCGAAGAUGAAGUAGCAGUAUUAAGUCCCAAUGGGUUGCGAUCGUCGAUAACAAAUUUUGAUUUUCGUUUAACCCGACAAACUUCCAAUUUGGAACGCGUGAGACCAAAAACAACGGACUCUGAUUCUAUUCCGAAUGAGAAACCCCUUUUAGCUAAAGCCAAAUCGAGUAGUUCUAUAAAUUUGAGUUUAUUAAGGGCGCGUAGGAAUCAACUUAUGGAAAAAGUUGCGUCAAAGUUCGGUUCUAAAGACGUUCAUGACGAAUUUGAUUUCAUAACGUUCGGUAACGUACCUGGAUUCGGUAGUGUGAACAAUUUAAACGGAAUAUUCGGAUCUCAGACAAGUUUGCAGAAACAACCGAGUUGGCUGCAUAUACACAAGGAAGAGAAAGGUAUCGUAAGAUUUUUAUAAUAAUAUAUAAAUUUUAUGUUUACGUGUACGUUAUGUUUUAUUAUCUUUUAUUUAUUAAGAUAACGUAGGUAAAUAAGAAGUAAUAUUCGUUGAUUUUUGAAUUAUAUAAUUAAAUAUUGAUGUGAUGAAGUUAAAACUGAGCUAGUUUUCUGCAGAAUGGAUAGAUACCCGCAGCAAGAAAAUUUUAUUGUAUGACUUAUGAGGAUUGUUUCAAUUGUUUCCAACCUAAAAAAGAAAUGAAAUUUUUUUCUGUCUGUCUAUACUGUCUAUCUGUCUUUUUAAGUCUAUACACUUUGUUCAGCGAUACUCAAACCUAUUUAACCCUUCAAAAUAAUAGUUGCCGUCUUUAUCCUCAAAAUAGGCGUUUACGUAUGCAGUAACUUUCUCGUCUGAUGAAAAUCUUUUUUCUGCAAGUGCUUUGCCUUGGUUGCAAAGCACCGAUCGCCAUCAUUUAUCCGGUCGAUCAAACCAUCUGCAGGUUCGCAUAUAUUAUAAUUGUACAUUCAUGUACAAAAGAUUUAAUACAAUAUUUGCAUCUAAGUAUAUGAUCAUUAGUAUAAUCAAUUUCAAAAAAAUCCGUUUAAAAAAUUAAGCACCCAGAUUUAGCAACCUCAACUCCAAUUAGCGCUUGUAUAUUAAACCUAAUUAAAUAGAUCCCGUUUUCAGUGAUAUCAUUAAAAAUAAACGAAACAAAAAUCUUUUCUCAAAACUAAAAAGUUAAUUUUGUGGAUCUGCAAAUUUCAAUUGUUAAAAUAACAUUGAAAUUUAUUAGAUUGAAUUAGAUUGUGUUCAACCUUGACAUCUUCUCGAUACACUAUAUGUAUCUGAUAUUUUAUAUUUUUGCUUCUUUGUAUCGAAUAUAGUGUUAGUUUUAUAGCUUUCAUUUUUUACAAGAGUAUAAACAAGCUCUAUUUCAAAAUAGCCAAGUAUUCAAAAAGUGCAGAAACCUUCAUCUGAAUAUAGUGAAGUAUGUUUCCUCAAUUUCAUCAAGAAAGACUAUUUCACACACAAAACUUCACAAGAAAUAUUUAUAGGUUUUUCUAUUAGAGAUUAUCGAAAAUACAAGUAUUUAUUAACAAAAAAUGCAAGUAUACCCAACAAUUCAUCAUCAUCAUCAUUUUAAAUAGCACCCCUUGGAGUAAAGGGUGCCUGUCGGGGUUUAAGCAUCUAUGGUAAAACGAUGCAAUAUCUAUCCUCAUGCGUGGUUUUGUGGAUUUCUUUCAACUUUGUUGACGAGGAGUCUUCUUUUUCUUCUGUUUUUGGCUAUUUCUGUAGGUUUUUCCAUGUUAAGUUUAUCUGUUUUAGCUAUUUCUUGAUAGUUAUCCAUGUUCGUACAGGUCUGCCUCGUUUUCUUCUGCCUGUUGUAUUACAAUUCAAUGCUUGUCUUGUUACAAUUAUUGCUGGAUUCUGUAGUGUAUGAACUAUCCAUCUCCAUUUUCGCUUCGUAAUCGUUACGUCUAUUUUCUCUUCUUCCGAAAUGUUCUGUACAGAUGUUUAUAUCCUAUCCUAUUUAGCCAAAAAAUUUUGCUGAUGAACGCUUGAAUUUUCUGGAACAACUUUUUAUUAUAUGUCGCCCCAUAUAACAGAAUAGAUUUUACAUUGCUCUGAAACAGUCUUAAUUUUGUUUUUCCUGAAAUACUUGUUGAAGACCAUAUUUUAAACAAGUCCUCGUUUUUUAUGUUAUAUAUCUCUAGCAAGUCUUCUCUUAAGUGUACUUCGUAUGUUUAGUAAUUGGUAUUUUAAAUAUUUUCUUUCUCUUAUUUUGGCCUUCGUUUCUGCUGUUAUUCACUGUGGUCUUUUUGGUUUUUAUAACCCAUUGUUUUUGCUGCAGUCUCUCUAAAUAUGAAUGUGAUUUCCAUAUGUCGUUUACAUCGUGAUUUGUCAUACACACUUGGAUUUGAGACGAAUAUUAAGCUGCGGUAGCCAUUUCAUAGGGCACGAACCGGACUGGGCCCAUAAUUUUUUGCCCAAAAAUUAAUUUUGUUGCUUAUACAGUUACCGAGAUAACGCGUGGCCCCGUAGCGUAAUAUUAAGCUGCGGUAGCCAUACAGUAUAUUUUGGUAACAGAAUAUACAGACCUGUCGGCAUAUUCUUUUAUCUCUAUUGUGUGUUUUCUCUUAAAUUUGUAUAAUAGUAAAGAUAUUUAUUCGUAGAAUUCUGGUUUAAUUUCGUCUUUUUGUUAGUUUUUCGACGCAUAUACAUUAAUCAUUAGCAAGGUUCUAAAUUUUGUCUUAAAUCUGACCCAUAUGAUUCUCUCAGAUACGUUUUCAAAAUCUAGAAGUGUCGAUGUAGUUUCUUUGUUUAACAUGAAAGCUACUCUUUUUCUUUGUUUGAAUCUAUGUCUUCUUUGUCUAUAGGAAUAUGUAACCGUCUUGUAGAUUGAUUUGACCUGCCCCAUUCUACUUUGUUUCACUUAAUCAUAGAAUACUUAUUUCGUAGUCUCUCAUUUCUUUUUAUAUUUGGUAUACGAACCCCGUCCCAUUUCAGUUGGCCCAAUUAUUGCUUAUUCAGCUAUUAAAAACCGGUAAAUUGUUUCGUUUCGAGCACUUUAUAUUUUCUAUAAACAUUUUAGAUACUUUUACAGGAGUUACAAGUCUUAACAUAUGUUAUAAUUACAAACCAAAAAAAAAAAAAAAAAAUCAAAUGUAUUCAGAAAAGCUUAAAUAUUAAACAUACUUUUAAAAGUUACCAUUGCGUAACAUCUCCCUUAUUUUCAAUAACAGCUGUCACUCUUUAAGCCAUGGUGUUUAUUAAAUUCUGGCAGUAUUCGGGAGUAAAAUCAUCCCAAAUUUCUUGUAGUCUUUCUUUUAAUUCCAUGACAGUUCUAGCUAGAUUUGCACGCAACUGCUUUUUCAUUUCAUGCCAAAGUGUUUCUAUUGGUGAUAAAUCUGGACUACUUGAAACCCACUCUAAAAGUGAGAACCAUCUUAAGGCCUUUUUUGACUUAUGGCAUGCUGCUCCAUCUUGCUGAAAAAUAAAGGCUUCCCCAUUGGUUGAAGUUACUUCUCUUGUUGGCAACAAUGAUUUUUCUAAAAUAUCCAGGUACUUUUCAGUAUUGACAAUUCCGUUUAUGAAAUGGAGUUUUCCCACUCCUCUUGCAGAUAUCGAGCCCCACAACAUCACAGAUGCCGGAAAUUUUACUUUCCGCUUUAAAUAAUCUGGAUGAAAAGUUUUAUUUUUUUGUCGAAUAACUCUACUUCGAUCAUCACCCACGCAAACUUCAAAACGAGACUCAUCACUCCAAUGUAUACAGCUCCACUGUUCAAAAUUCCAAUUUUCAUGCUCUGUGGCCCAUUUAAGUCUAUUUUUCUUUUGGAUUUGAGUCAAGGAUGGUCUAUGUAAAGAAAAUUUAAAUUUCUAAAAAUAUUUCUAUAAAUAUCCGAAAUCCUAAUUUUUGAUCCUCUCUGUGAUCUUGAACUCGCCUACCCACUACAUUACUCCAAAAUACACUUAGUUGACCAUAGUUAGCACGUCUGUUUUGUUGAAUUAUUCUUUUUAAAACUCGUUUAUCUUUCUCUGACAAUUUCGAUUUUCUUACGUACCGGUGUUUAGGGACAAUUGAACCAUUUGCUUUAUACCAGCCAACUACAUUCAUCCAUUUCAUCAUUUAGUUUCCUUUUAUUAGAUUGUAUAUCAUUUCUGUAGUAUUCUUCUUUUGAUUUAUUGUAUUUAUAUCUCUGAUCUUAUUUCCUUGUAAAUUUUUGUUUUAAUUUAUUUUCUUUUGUCCAUUUGCUUGUCCAGAUUCUGUUAGUUUUAGUUUUUUUGGAUUUAUGCGUGUUGAUUUUGCAAUUUUCCGAUUCUAUUCUUGUUAUUCUUCGCUAAAUGGUGACCAUUGACUGCUUUUCUUCUAAUUUUUCCAUAUUUCCUAUAUAAUCCACUAUUUCCCCAUCUAUAAUUAGUUUAUGAUAUUGCUCUAUGUCUUUUGUUUCUGACUGCUUUUAGUUGCGGUAGUAAUCGAUUCCUCGUUUUCUGUACUUAUUUUCUAUAGUCUUCCGUGAUCCAUAUACUUGUACCUUUCAACCUUUUUGUGUCUUUGUGUCUCUUAUAUAUUCUAUGCCGGUGACCUACUUGGUUUAGAACACCAACCCACUGACGAAAUUUGCGUCUCGAGGAAAUAUUCCUUGUCUGAUAAUAUUACUUUAAGUCGUUAUCAAAGGUCAGCUACUGUUAAUUAAACUACUGUUCGUAACUUUUGUCUUUUCCACUUUUUGAAUAAAUAUAAUUUUUUCAUUUUAAAAUUCAUAAAUCAAUCAAUGAUGGCUAAUACUUUCGUAAUCGUACUUAUAUCAAAAAAAUUUCAUUUAUUUGAGUUAUUUCCCACUAAAAUGUUAAUUUAAUGGUUACACGACUUUAAUCACUCACACACACGCGAUACCGUACAAUUUACAUUGCACAUAUUUGAAGUGACUGCUAAUCAUGGUUCAAGAUCUUCCGUAUAUCUCUGGCAAAAUGCAAGCUCGUACUUACUAUUUUAGAUAUAGCCACUAGCAAUAAACAUAUGUUUGAAUAGAAGAGAAAUCACAUUUAUAUUCUCUUUAAUAGCCAAGUGACAUUGAUGGCUAUUGAGUGCACAUUCAUGCUAGCGCGGGAAUCUAAACAAAGGCUGAAAGCACUAGCUCACAGAAUCAAACUAACCCCUGCUACAAGGCCUCCAGGGUAUACCAAGCAAUAAAGAAGCUGACAACCUUGCUAAAAAGUGAGCCAGAGCCCUACAUUAGCCUUAGUAGACGUCACG
Molecule: messenger RNA, 6649 nt
Organism: Diorhabda carinulata
Lineage: Eukaryota; Metazoa; Arthropoda; Insecta; Coleoptera; Chrysomelidae
Exons: 2
Coding region: 601-1914 (437 amino acids)
Source: RefSeq, a predicted model, not a curated record